GCACAGACGAUAGUUUCAUCGCUGUUAAAGUUUGGAGCUAGUGUCAUCACAGGCUUUGUUUAUGUGAUAUUAUUAUCAUCACUUAGGAACAGUUAUCAUUUUUGUUAUUUUGUAGCAUCCAUUUCGGUUGUAAUAAAUUUUAAUUUCUCGACAUGGCAGAACGGGGAAGAUGCGAAGCUACCUCAGAGCAAAACAAUCGUUUGGUUAUAUUCGACUGCGAUAUUGGCACGGACGAUGCCUGGGCCCUGGCCAUGAUGCUCCGGGCGGAAGAUCUGCUGCUGCCUGACGGAAGACGCGUUAAAUUGGUGGCCAUUACCUGCGUGCAGGGUAACACGGAUGUCCACAAUGGAACACUAAAUGCCCUGAGGAUAACUACCACGCUGAACAGAAGAGAUGUUCCAAUUUACAAGGGCUGCGCCAAUCCCAUAGUGCCUCGGACAUGGAGCUACACCUAUCGGUUUCAUGGCAUCGAUGGUCUGAACGAUAUCGACGACUACCCCAACAUAGAUGGAUUCAAAGAGAAGCCGGAACACGCCGUAAAUGCCAUGUACCGCUUGGUCUGUGAAUUUCCCGGCCGAGUGGACUUCCUUCUUUUGGGCCCCCUGACAAACUUUGCCAAUUGCAUUAAUCUUUAUGGAGACGACUUUCUGGACAAAAUUGGCGAUGUCUUUAUAAUGGGUGGCAAUUUCCAAGGCAAAGGCAAUGUGUCCAAGAGCGCAGAGUUUAAUUUCAUGAUGGAUCCGGAGGCGGCGCACAUUACCCUGGAAAACUUGAAAAAGCCGGCACUUAUCCUUCCCUGGGAGCCCUGCAUCGAUGGCGAGUUCGGAGUGAGUCUCGACUGGCGGUUAAAUGUCCUUGGAGCUGUUAAUCAUCCUUUCGUGGAGCUACUCACUAAAGUCGAGAGAUCAAUGCUGGUUCCCCGCGGCUUUGAAAAGUGGCUUAGCUGCGACUCCCUUCUAUCGGCCGCAUAUCUAUUUCCGGAGGCCAUGAUUGCUGAUCAGAAAGAAUUCUAUGCUACUGUAGAACUUUCCGGUGUCCACACCCGCGGUCAGAUGGUGCUCGAUCACCUGCGUGGCCGCAAAGUAGACUCUAUCCAUGGCAAGAAAUUCAACAUGAAGGUCAUAAGACGUCUCCAUUCGGAGGCAUAUCGUACCAUUGUCAGCUGGGCAGGAUUCCUGCCAGAAGCUAACAUCGCUGAGCUAUGCCAGCCAAAAGCAAAACCUACCUAGAAAACUUAGAGCUGUAAAUGUUUCUUAAGCAUAUCCAGAGGCUUUUUAGAUUAAAAAUCUGAUCGAGUUAUUUGUCGUGUAACGACAAUUAUCGACACUGCCUAUCAAUCAUCAA
Drosophila ananassae is the source of this 1344-nucleotide messenger RNA. Its product is annotated as probable uridine nucleosidase 1. The record is from RefSeq and is a predicted model, not a curated record. Gene Ontology annotation, molecular function: hydrolase activity, hydrolyzing N-glycosyl compounds. The coding region runs from base 153 to 1229 and encodes 358 amino acids. The transcript is spliced from 2 exons. NCBI's taxonomy places the organism in Eukaryota, Metazoa, Arthropoda, Insecta, Diptera, Drosophilidae.